Messenger RNA from Adineta steineri, 1434 nucleotides. The record is from the annotation of a GenBank genome assembly. Lineage: Eukaryota; Metazoa; Rotifera; Eurotatoria; Adinetida; Adinetidae.
AUGCUAGACGAUAAACAAUCGUCAAUAAUCCGUCCUAAAGCUGUACCUCCAAUGUUUACACCUGUUCUUACACCAAAUACUCAAUCAUCACCAUCGACAAUGAGUAAUAAUAAUGCAAAUCGAAUGUCUCAACAAGCUCUAAUGGAAAUAGGUACAAUGAUUCGUAAACAUGAUCCUGAAGCAACACGUUUAUAUGAUUGUAUCGGUCAAGUUAAAGUCUUUUCUUAUAAUUCAGUUGAUUUACGUUGGGAAAAUUCACCUAAUAUCGAAGGCAACUUAUGUGCAUAUGAAAGACAACAAAUAAUUAAUAAUAAAAUUUGUCCUUCAUAUGCAUUUGCAAUUAUCAAUGGAGAUAAAAGUUUUAUACAACCAAUAACUUCGGAUAUGGUACAACAUGCUGACAAAUUACGUUUAUUCUUUGAAGUUGCUCGAAAUAGUCGACGUGAAGUAUUCUGUUUACAUUUUUUAACUGAAGCGGAAUGCCUUCGGUUACAUGCAUUUCUUAAUCGAUAUAUUCAAGCUUUACGAAAUCUUGCCGAACAACAACAACAACAACAACAACAGCAGCAACAACAACAACAACAACAACAGCAGCAACAACAACAACUACAACAACAACAAGUUCGUGCAAUACCAUCUUCUGCUCCUAUUGAUUCUCAAACACAAUUAAAUGGACAAAUAGCACCGAUGAUACCUAUUCAACAAACACCACCUAAUAUCUAUCGACAACAAAUGCCGCAACAACAAAUUAUAACACCCAAUCCAACAAUUCCUACAACACCACAAUUUGGUCCUUCGCGUAUUAAUGUCAAUCAAACUCCAACUCGUUUAACUGCAUCCUCACUUCUUGCAGCUCAACAGCAGCAACAACACCAAAUACAACAACAACAGCAGCAACAGCAAACACCACAUCAAAUAAAUUCCUAUCCUCCUCAAAUGCCUAUUGAUCUUAUGAAUACAAAUCUCAUACAUUUAACUCCGACUAUUCCAUCAGCAUCGAUCGCUCCAAUAGAAAUGCCCAAACCUCUCGAACAAAUUCAAUUUCCUCCAUCACCUAUUCCAUUAACAAAUGGAAAUAAUAAUAAUUCAGAAGAUCCAACAUCCUCACUUAAACGACUUCUUAAUAUUCGCAGUCAAACUGGUUUAGAAAAUCUUUCAAUUGAUGAUGGUCCAGUUUAUCCUAAACAAACAACACCACAAAAUUUACUUGAUCUUAUGCCACCAUCUGCAUUUGAACCAAUAACAACUACACCACCAUCACCUGUUGUUGCUAUUGGUGCUGAACGUAUAAAACAUCGUUUAUCAACUCAGUUAAAUCCAAUAAUGUCUCGAGAACAUUUUCGUAAUGUUCUUCUUCAUCUUGUUCAAAAUGAUGAUCAUUUUCUUGAUAUUAUUUAUCAAGCAUGUCUUACACAUCCAUCAACAACGCAAUAA